CGGCAAUCGUGUUAGGGUGACCCGGACGCCGCUUAAGAUGGCUGGUGUGAGGGAAAACUUGCAGGCACCGUAGGAGGAGAAGGUUCUCCACUCUACCGUCGCAUCUGACAUCACCGUUUGUCCGACAUCAGCGGCGUCAUCCCGGCCCCACUCGACCCCCGCUGCGAGACGCCUCGCCGUCGUGUUACUUGGUUUGGGUUUUCCGCGUGGGGAGGAUUGCAGCUUGUGAGAGAUCUGUGCUUCCCUCUUCAGCGAGGCUCUGGUCCUCUUCCUCCUCGUCCUUCGGUGUGGGGGAGACCAGCCCUUUCUUGCUGCAGCGUGAGAAAUGGAGCCCGACAGCGCCGAGGAGACCGCCGGGGAAGGAGAUGGGUGUCUCGGCGACCUCGGGCAGGCCUUCUCUAAGAUGGUGCACCGCCUUUCCGACCCGGAGCCACGGCGGGCCAGUGCACGAGGAGAUGCUCUUAAGGACCUCGGGGCUCUUAUAGAUGCCACAGAAUGGGACCGAUUGUUUGAGAGGAGCGGCGAGUGGGUUCGCAAAAUGCUGGAGAUCCUGGCACAGGUGACCAAAGCGCUGGAGAAGUAUGCAGCCCCAUCCAAGGAGGAGGCAGGUGCACGUGGUGGUCACUCCGAAGUGGCUGGUAAAGCUGAAGAAGUUGGCUUACUGUACCUUAAACUGUUGGGGAAAGUUGAGGCCGCCAAGAAGUCUCCACUCUGUUCCACUUGGAAGGCAGAUGUAAGUCACUUAGCGGGACCCAUCUAUAUUUUUGCCAUCUCUCACAGCUUGAAGCAAUCAUGGACCACUCCAAGAUCUCAGGAGGUGGCCGGAAAGGUGCUCACUUCACUCCUUCAAGUUACUGAAUGCAAUUCAGUGGCAGGAUUCCUAUGUGGAGAAAAUGAAGAGGAGAGAGGGAGAUUUCCUGUGGUCAUUGGACUUCUCAAGCCUGAUUUGAAUAAGGAAUCCUGGAAGAACAACCCUGCAGUCAAACAUGUUUUUUCAUGGACUCUGCAACAGAUUACUCGGCCCUGGCUAAGCCAGCAUCUGGAAAGGAUACUUCCUCCAUCUUUGCUCAUUUCAGAUGAUUACCAAACUGAGAACAAGGUUCUGGGUGUGCAGUGCCUUCAUCACAUUGUACUUAACGUGCCAGCUGCUGAUUUGCUCCAGUACAACAGAGCCCAGGUCCUGUACCAUGCCAUUUUCAACCACCUGUACAUGCCAGAGCACUGCCUCAUUCAGGCUGUGCUUCUGUGUCUGUUGGAUUUAUUUCCUAUUCUGGAGAAAUCCCUGCACUGGAAGGGAGAUGCUGUUCGACCCACCACACACUGUGAUGAGGUACUGCAGUUGAUCCUGACCCACAUGGAGCCAGAGCACCGCCUUCUCUUACGCAGAACCUAUGCCAGACAUCUACCAGCUUUUGUCAAGAGACUGGGGAUCCUAACUGUCCGGCACAUGAAGAGACUGGAGCGAGUCAUUACUGGUUAUCUGGAGGUUUAUGAUGGACCAGAAGAGGAGGCUAGGCUGAAGAUACUGGAAACACUAAAGCUUCUUAUGCAGUAUACUUGGCCUAGAAUUUCCUGCAGACUUGUGAUCCUAUUGAAGGCUCUUUUGAAAUUGGUGUGUGAUGUAGCAAGGGAUACAAACCUUACACCUGAACCUGUUAAGAAAGUCUUACUACAAGAGGCUACAGACUGCCUAAUCCUUCUGGACCACUGCUCCCGAGGACAGGUAAAGGAUCUUCUAGCCAGAGUUGUCUUAACCUGCACAGACAGCACAGUGGUGAACUGUAUUAGAAAAGUGCAGCAGAAUCCUGUGGAUGCUUCUGUCCUUGGAAUUUAAGAUUACUUCCCAAGAAGAAAGGAUUGUAUGAAUGGAGUUAGAGCAAAAGGUAUUUUUAUACUAAACGCUGGAAGUUUGAGUUUCGUUUUCCUUUAUUCUUUUCCUUUUACCCUCAUGGAAGUAGGGAAAGAAAACAAAAUAAAAACUGGGAAGUUGCCAUUUCUAAAUACAGUAGGAAGAGGAGAAUAGAAAAA
Messenger RNA from Dipodomys spectabilis (banner-tailed kangaroo rat), 2028 nucleotides. It is a transcript of the gene Tti2, whose product is annotated as TELO2 interacting protein 2. Lineage: Eukaryota; Metazoa; Chordata; Mammalia; Rodentia; Heteromyidae. Bases 326 to 1834 code for a protein of 502 amino acids. The record is from RefSeq and is a predicted model, not a curated record. Gene Ontology annotation, cellular component: centrosome; cytosol; nucleoplasm. The transcript is spliced from 8 exons.